This is a messenger RNA of Cydia amplana, 4145 nucleotides long. Its product is annotated as heterogeneous nuclear ribonucleoprotein U-like protein 2. Bases 150 to 4046 code for a protein of 1298 amino acids. The transcript is spliced from 28 exons. Lineage: Eukaryota; Metazoa; Arthropoda; Insecta; Lepidoptera; Tortricidae. The record is from RefSeq and is a predicted model, not a curated record. Gene Ontology annotation, molecular function: protein binding.
UCUGCGGCCGCCAUAUUGGUUUCGGAUAGCUUGGCGCUUCUUCUUGUUCCGAAAAAUUGUGAUUGAAAUCAAGGAAUGUAUAUUCUUAGUUGAUUUGUUAGCAGAGGAAAUAUAAUAUAUCGUGAUAAGUGUUAGUUUAACAAAUAAUAAUGGAUCCCGCCAAGAUGAAGGUCGUGGAUCUUCGAUCCGAGCUCGGCGCUUUGGGCUUGGACACCAAAGGCAAUAAGCCGGCUUUGGUCGAAAGACUAAAGAAGGCGCUGGAAGCUAAAAGCGGGAAAGCGAUUGCCGAUACAACAAUACUAGAUACAUCAACCGAGGAUGCCGAUGAGCCCUCCACUCCCAGGCGCGCCGGCCCGGCUGCUAGAACUCGGAGACGGUCCUCGUCAACCAGAGUGGCUUCUACCCCGGCUAAGGUAGCUCGAGUUGAGACUCCAGAACCGAUUGUCGAGGAACCCAAAUCCGAAGAACCUGAACCGGAACCUGAACCUCAGCGUGAACCGUCUCCAGAGCCAUCUCCAGAAUCAUCACCGGAUUCUGAACCAGAGCCAGUACAACCUGCACCUGUGCCUGUGCCUGCUCCGGAACCUGAGAUGGAGACAGAACCGGAGCCGCAGGCCAAACCCCAAGUUGAGGACUCGGAGAUGUACAGCAUUGAUGAUGAGAGGAGCCAGUCACCAGUGCCUCAGGUGAAAUCUGAAGAACCAAUGGAGCAGGAAGCAGAUGGGAAGCAACCUGCAGAAGAUGGAACACAGAAGGAAGCGCAGAAGAUGGAAGAAGAUGGAGAAAAGACAGAGGGAGAAGAUAAGAAGGCUGUCGAUGGCGAAGAGAGUGAGGAGGCGCAAGAGAGACAGCGCGAGCUCACCGAGGAAGAAGAGUGGGAACAACUGAACGAGCGCCUGCAGCAGAAAGAGAAGGAACGUUUAGAGCGAGAGAAGAAACAGGCAGAGGAGGACGCCAAGCGUCUAGAGGAGUUCAGCAAGGACCCGGUGAAACUGAACCGUUUGAAACGCAAGCAAGAGAAGAAGGCUCGCUGGAGCAACUUCUACAAGGCCGUUGAGGUUACCAAUGAAGUGCUCACGCCCCCCGUUGAGGAAUCUCGGCACAGGAAGAAAUCUGAAUCGAGCGAGGCCAAGGUCGUUGAACCCGAACUUAAUGACAACAAAUUGACUUUGUCUUGGUACGAUAGCGACCUCAACCAGUACUUGGAGCUGCCUGAGCUGGUGUCGGUUGUGCCGCUGUCGGACGGGGCCUUCGCGCACGCCUGGGCCGGCGCGCGCGGCAGCCACGGGGUCUCUGAAGGCCGGCUCUGCUUCGAGUUGCGUGUGGGUGACGCGGUGACAACCACGGAGACUACAGGCGAGAAGGAGGUGAUAUCCAACGGGCUCCGAGUCGGCUGGUCCACGGAUGAUUCCUCACUGCAUCUCGGCGAGGGUGAGCUGAGCUUCGGCUAUGAGAACACGGGGCGCGCUGUCAACAACGGGGAGUUUAAGGAGUACGGCAAGACCUUCUCCGAGAAAGACGUCAUCGGGGUUUAUUUGGACCUGGAGUCGAGCCCGUGCAAGGUGUCGUACACGCUGAACGGCGCGGAGCUGGGCGCGGCGCACGAGUUCGACCGCGCGGCGCUCGGCGGCCGCGCACUGUUCCCGCACGUGCUGACCAAGAACAUCUGCUACCGGGUCAACUUCGGACACGACCAAUACAACAUGUUGACAAAGACGAAGAUAGUCCGCAAACGCCUUGAGAUACCCAUCGAGCAAGUUCUAGAAGAGAAGAGGGUUCGCGAAGAGGAGAUCCAGCGGCAGAAAGAGGAAGUUGCCAGGAAGGAGAAGGAACGGAAAGAGAAGGAAAAGAAGGAACGAGAGGAGCGACAGAGACAGAGGAGAGAGGAGCGCGAGAGACAGGAACGCGAAAGGAAAGAGAAAGAAGCUCAAGAAAGGAAAGAAAAGGGAGAAGAGGAAAAACCAGCAGAGGGGGACAAGGACGGAGAGGAGGAAAAGAAACAGGACGAGCCUAAGGAAAACGGUGAUAAACCGGAAGAAGGUGCGGAAGUGAAACAGGAGCCUAUGGAGACUGAGGUGGCACCCGAGCCCGAGCCCGCCAAGGAGACGCCAGCUGAAGCCAAGGAGACGCCAGCUGAAGCCAAGGAGACACCAGCUGAAGCCAAGCAGACACCAGCUGAUGCCAAGGAGACACCAGCUGAAGCCAAGGAGACACCAGCAGAAGCCAAGGAGACACCAGCAGAAGCCAAGGAGGACGUCAAGGAGGAACCAGCACCAGAGGGCCCAGUACCAGAGGUGACUGAGGAGCAAGUACUGAAGGGUCUUACACUCGACAAGCGGAUCAAAUUCGUCACCAGGUUCACCGUGGAGCAGGAGCUGGACGGGCCGGAGGCGUGCCUGCUGCCCGGCUACGUGUUCAUUGCGCAUGCGCAGCUCGUUGACGGGCCGCGCAGACCCGCCUCCAAGGCCGACUGCGAGGUGAUCCUGAUGGUGGGUAUGCCGGGCGCGGGCAAGACGCACUGGGUGCGCGCGCACGUCGCCGCGCAUCCCGAGCGCCGCUACAACGUGCUGUCCACUCAGGAGCUCUUCCACCGCAUGCAGGUGGACUGCAAACCGUUCCGCGACGCCUGCGAAGGCCGCUGGGACGCCAUGGUCUCCAAGGGCGCUAAAUGCGUGCUUAAGUUGUUGGAAUUCGCCCACGGGAGAAGGCGAAAUUACAUUCUGGAUCAGACGAACGUGUACCCGUCGGCUCAGAGGAGAAAGCUGCGGGAAUUCGACGGGUACCGGCGGGUGGCGGUCGUGGUCGUCCCGGACGCUGACACUUACGCCGAGCGAAGCGCCAAACGCGAGCAAUCUGACGGCAAGGAAGUCCCGGACGGAGCCAUCAUGGACAUGAAAGCCAACUUCGCGCUCCCGGAGAAAUGCUCGUGGAUCGACGAGCUCAUCUACCCGGAGCUGAACGAAGAGGAAGCGAAGAAGAUUCUAGAAGGGUUCCAUAAGGAAGCGAAGGCGGCGGGAGUUGUGAAGGAGCGGGAAAAGAGGGACCGCUCGUCGGGCCGCGACGCGCCGCCGCAAAAGAGACCGCGCUCCGGCGACCGCAGGCACGGCCGCGACGAUCGCAGGAAGGACUUCAGCCGAGAGCGCGAGGACAGAUGGGGCGGCGGCGGUGGCGGCGGCGGCAAUAGCCGCUGGGGCCCGAGCAGCCGCGGGGGCGGCGGCGGCGGCGGCGGGGGCCGCUGGGGCGGACCGAGGGACCGACCCGGCCCGCCGCAGGGACGCUUCGAUCGCCCCUGGGGAGGACGCGACAACGGUGGCCCACCGUUCAACCGCGACCGCGACGGUUUCCGCGGCGGGCGCGGAGGCUCCGGCGGCCCGGGAGGGCCCGGGGGCCCGCCCGGCAUGCGCGGCGACCGCGGGCCGCGGCAGGACCAGCGCUUCGGCGGCCGGCCCGACAACCGCGGCGGCCGGCCCAUGGACAACAAGCGCCCGGGCGAACCGCCCGGACCUCUGUCACAAGGUGGCGGCGGUGGCGGCGGCGGCGGCGGCGCGGGGUCGUGGCAGCGGGGCGGGGGCGCGGGCGCGGGGGGCCGCGGGGGCGCGGGGCGCGGGGGGCAGCUGCAGCGCGCGGGGCCGCAGGGCAAGGAUAGCCAGCAAGGCCAGCAGGCAGGCAACCAACAACAGGGAUGGAACCAGUGGGCCAACCAGCAGGGUUGGGGCAACUGGGGUAACUGGAACCAACAGAACCAAGCGGCAUGGGGCAACUGGCAACAGAACUGGAACAACUGGAGCCAGCAACAAGGCCAGCAGGCGGGCGCCGGCGCGGCCAAGGCGCAGGCGGCGGGCGCGGCCGGCCAGCAGGCCACGCAGCAGCAGUGGCAGCAGUGGUACCAGUGGCAGCAGUGGCAGCAGCAGCAGGGCUGGCCUGGGUACCAGCAAGGGCAGCAGCAGGCGGGACAAACUGGCCAGGACCAGCAGGCGCAAUGGGCGCAGUACUAUCAGAAUUACGGUGCUAACGCGGCAGGCAACGCGAUCACGGACAAGAAGUGACGCGCCGAGCGGCGCUAGUGUCGCCCGCCGGAGCCCUAUACUUCUCCCGAGACUCACACACCUAACGCCAAUAUGGACACGAUUAUACGAACAUCUACC